Zootermopsis nevadensis is the source of this 3853-nucleotide messenger RNA. Its product is annotated as serine/threonine-protein phosphatase 4 regulatory subunit 1. NCBI's taxonomy places the organism in Eukaryota, Metazoa, Arthropoda, Insecta, Blattodea, Termopsidae. Gene Ontology annotation, molecular function: protein phosphatase regulator activity. Gene Ontology annotation, cellular component: cytoplasm. The record is from RefSeq and is a predicted model, not a curated record. Gene Ontology annotation, biological process: protein dephosphorylation.
UACCGAACUCAGGUCGCCACAGAGCAUGAGUGAGGCUCGAAAGAAAGGCAGGCUUGGAUAUUCGGUGCUCCUCUUCAAGAAAGAAAAAAGUUUUUUUGUGGCUUUGAGAUUUGUGAUCAUGUCGAUUGUGAAGACGUUCGUGUGGUGCCCUCACAAGAGUUUGUGUAAGACGGGAGAAACAUCCGUUAUAUCAGAGUCCGACAUCACAGUUUUGAGUCUGACCCCACCCUUAUACUACAAGCGAGCAAGCAGGCCUGCCAGCCUAACCCUCUUCCCGCGCGCCGGCAAGAACCGGAUGUGACGACUAUGUGUGUGUGUGUGUGUGUGAGCUGCGGCCUUCACAAACAGAAAACCAUGAUGGCGGCGGACGCAGAUAGUUGUGGAUCGUAUCUCCAUAGUUUUUCACCAGGUUCAAAGGCUUGUGUGCGUGCUACGGAUUAUAGCGUCGAGAGUGGAUUCCCACGUGUUAUGGAUAUUUUUUUUUAAAAAAAAUAAUGCCGUUAACUACAGUACGAGUGUACCUACGAGAUUUUGAUGGCGUUUUCAGUGUAUCAUUCAACGCACAGUUGGAAGCGAGAGGCAGAUGGUGGGGCGCCUGGUGCUGGAGACUUUGCCUGCCGUGGUUGACGACCCUCACGACGUGGCGGGUGUCAUGGCUGUCGUCAACAAGCUUGCCAGCGACCCUGAUGCACCGGUGCGGGCCGAGCUCAUGGCGCAGUUGCCGCACAUCGCCAUGCUGUGCCACGAGGAUAAGGACAGGCUUCAGUCUGUCGUGUUGGACCACCUGUUGCCUCUGGUCGUCAAGUGCCUAGCCGACAACGAUAAUCUGGUUCGCAAGAUGUCGCAAGCCGCGCUUUUGGUGCUCAUGGAACAGGGCCUGGUGGAACAGAGUGCGGUGGAGCAGAAGGUGUGCCCCAUGAUCCUCAUGUUGACCGAGAUGGAUCACCUCGUGGAUUUCCACCCUGGGGCUGUUGCGUUAAUGAGCAAGAUGGCACCGCUGAUUGGCCGCAGUUCUACAGAACGGCUGUUCCUGGGUCGAUUUGCCGCUCUGUGUACCGAUCCGGUAUUUUGCGUGCGUAAGGCUUGCGCCGCUAACUUUGGCGAGUUUUGUGCUAUUGUUGGAACAGAAUCUACUGAAAGUGUCCUUCUUCCUCGUUUUGUGGACCUAUGUGAAGAUGAGAUUUGGGGAGUACGCAAGGCGUGCGCGGAGGUGUUCAUGUCCGUGUCUUGCGUGUGCACCCUGCAGACGAGAAAACAGAAUCUUGCGCCAGUGUUUGUCAACUUGCUGGUCGACCAGUCUCGCUGGGUGCGCAUGUCGGCGUAUAAGACUCUGGGACCUUUCAUUUCUACAUUUGCAGAUCCCAGUAUCACAAGAUUGUCGUACAAUCAAAAUGGGGAGCUUGUGAUUUUGGGCCCAGACGGUUUUGAAUUCAGGUUGACGUCCCAUCGAGUGAGUGAUAUUGAAUGUGCGAGGGUUCUCGCUGAAUUCAAUUGUGGUGCUGGCACUUUAAAUACAAAUGGCACUAAUCAUAAUGUAAAUAGAGACAUGGCUGAAGUUUCGUGUCAGGCAGAUGAUAGUAAAAAUAUUCCGUUGUCCGUGAGAUAUAAAGAUGCCUUUCAUAAUGAUGAGUCAGAUUGCUGUGAUGUCGAGUGUGGCAUGGGUUCGUUAGUUCAGGACUUCAAGGUGGAAAAGUCAAAUUUGAUUCCAAGUGCGUGUGAUCAGAGGACUGUGAGCGGAGACUCAAAUUUGGUUACGGAUGAAAGUUCUGAAUUUCCGGUAAAGGAUGAUACGGACGGAGGGCAUAUUGAAGAGGAGAAGGCAGAAGUAAGAUGGGUUGAAGAAACGGAUAUAAAAACAGAAGAAGGAUGUUCGGAUGACAGAAGCUCAAGUGCGGUCAGAGAGAAUGUACAGGAAGUGACUGAACCUAGUGGCGCGAAGCUGCAGGCGUGCGGUGGGGUUGAGAGGAAACAGCUUCACGUGAGCGAGCCGAAAGGCCACGUCCACGUCCACGUAGAGAGCAACCCGUUAAACGGUGCAGAAACUUUCAAUACAUUCCAGUAUUGGCGUGUUCCUAUACCAGAACUGCAGUUGGAUAUUAGCUUGGCUGAAACAGGCAAACCCACUACAGUGCAUGUGAAAGCUAAGGUUACUGACGAAACCAUGCAGCGGACAUAUGCGUCCGAACUGAACGUCGACAUGGAUAUAGACACUGAGUUGGAGAAUCUGUCAACAAAGCUUCAAGAAUGUUCUCUUCAAUAUCGGGAGGAGGAGAAGCCACACAACGUACAGAUCUGUACCGCCAGUGUCGCUAUGGUGACUGACACAGACAAGCAAGGUGUGGAAAAUACAAUGACGCUUAAUUCCAGUAUUCAGAGGGCUGUUAUGUGGUUUCAUUCGGGGGAAGUUAGAACCGCCCCCCCUCAGAAAACAGAGUACAAACCGUAUAAAUCUUGGGCAGACGUUGCAGAGAAACACUGGGAGGGGCCGCCUCAGCAUUUCGACCCUGCAGGAGUAGUUGAGCGGCCGGCGUCUUCACAGGCGAGCCAGGACAUCGUACCUCAGCAGCUCAUCGAUCACUUCGUGUCCAUGACGCACCCGUCACAGGCCCAGAAGACUGACAACGAAAUAGCGCACCAUUGUGCCUUCAGUUUACCAGCUGUGGCCCUCACUCUGGGGCAGGACAACUGGAUUUUGCUCAAAGAUGCUUACAACGCGUUGGCUUCUGACAUGCAGUGGAAGGUGAGGCGUACAGUGGCCUCAAGUAUUCAUCAGCUGGCUGUGAUUCUCGGAGAGGACUUGGCAACCAAGGACCUCGUUCCAGUGUUCAAUGGCUUUAUCAAAGACUUAGAUGAAGUCAGAAUUGGUGCUUUGAAACAUCUUGCAGAGUUUCUGAAGCUCCUGCGGCCUCCAGAUCGAAAUUUGUACCUUCCUCGACUAUCGGAAUUCUUGCUGACAGAUAACGAUUGGAACUGGAGGUUUCGUGAAGAACUGGCGGAGCAGUUGCUGGCCGCCGUUAAUCUGUUCACUCCAGAAGACACCAGGAAACACAUCAGUCCCAUUGCCGUCUCGCUGCUGCACGAUAAGGUGGCAGCCGUGCGGCAGGUCGCAUUGUGCCUAUUGACGGAGGUGGUGAAGCACGUGUCUGCGCAGCCCGUUUCGCUACGAAGCCUACUCGCAGCGCUGGCAGAAUGGUUUGUUCACAGCAAGAGGUGGAAUCAGCGUCAGAUCUUCGCGCUGCUCUGUUCACAGCUCGUCACAAAGCAAAUUCUGCCCGAGGAACUUUUUGCGCGCGACAUCCUGCCACAUCUCCUGGAUCUCAGCUGGGACUCCGUGCCCAACGUACGGCUCUCCGUGGCCCGGACUCUCGCCACCAACGUAAUGGCUCAACAAUUCUUCUCGAGCGAGGAGAAUCCGCACUACGAAGUGUUGAUACAAGUGCUGAAGAGAUUGCAGGCUGAUUCCGACAGAGACGUCCGCUACUUCGCCUCUCUGUUCCCUUCAGUUGAGGGGGUUUCCGCCGCUGAGAAUAUAUGAAGAAAAGAAGUAAUAGGCCGUUUGUUAUCCGUAAUCCUUGCCCGUUCGGAAUCCCCAGACUUCGCUCGCCUCUCGCCGUACAGAUUCCAGAUUCAAAAUGUACAAUAAUUGGCAUAUAAAGUGACUGUAUUUGGGGGAUCAGCUCUUUAUGAUAACUUUAAUGCAUAUUACAUGUUUUAUUUCUUAUAAACAGUGAUAAAUUGAUUAAUUAUUGUUAAGUGCUGAUUAUGUAAAUAUCGAGUGACUUGGAUCACUCGUCAGGUGGAAAUUUUGUAUUUCUCUAAUGAUUACUUGUGUAAUAUUUUUAUUGUUCAAUGA